Mollisia scopiformis is the source of this 1402-nucleotide messenger RNA. RefSeq lists its product as uncharacterized. Bases 338 to 1402 code for a protein of 354 amino acids. Lineage: Eukaryota; Fungi; Ascomycota; Leotiomycetes; Helotiales; Mollisiaceae. The transcript has a single exon. The record is from RefSeq and is a predicted model, not a curated record.
CCUGAGCAUUCGAUGUCCGGGUUUCUUUCGAUCUUCCCUACGUUGCGCAUGUGGCCGUGGCUCACGCUCCACGAAGCUAGAAGCACCGUCGAAGUGGACCUGCCUCGCUACCAGGCAAACGUCAACUGGAGACUAUAUUACGCCCGAUCCACGGCACAAACCUCCUAGACAAUUUGAUUGCAGACUGCACGUCGACUUUAAAAGAAUUUGAAUCUGGUCUUCUCGUCUCUCGUCUAACAAUCUUCCAGCCUCUUUUCCAGAUAUCCUUCUUCAGUUCAUCGACUUCCGAGUGCCAGACCCGAAUCUCAAGCACGAAUCCUGCAGACAUACCGUCCAAAUGGCCACUCUGAGAGGAACAGGCGCGCAAGAGGCAAGAGGCGACGUCCCAAAGUUCAAUCUUCUACCUUCGAACCCACCAGAAGACCUCUGCCAAUCUCGUUUCUAUGAGCCAUCUACAAAUGAGGACAUUUUGUAUUCUUGGCGUAGACAUAAGGAAAUCGAGCACAGACGGAAGCAAGAGAGGCGCGCUGGGACGCCGAUGGUCCUUUCCACGCUUGGGCCUCUUCCUUCUAUCGACCUCGACGAUAUUCAAGAUUGCUACAAUAAAGCAACGGCCAUCUAUUGGGCAGACUAUCGAUUUCACUUUAAGACCCGACAAUCACCCUUGACCUAUUCCGCGAAAGCCAUGAACGUUAUUUACCCACAAUGGUUCCUUGCUAAAGUACACAAUACCGACAUCGAGUUUAACAAUUUUGUCGCCAAGACGAUCAAUUUACAGGAUACUGAGAUGUAUCGGUAUGCUGUUGAUACUGAGGUGUACCAGCAGACUGUGGCUGACGUCGUUAAAACACAUAAAUCGCUGUGCAAAAGACUAGCCGACGUGAAGCCAGUAUUUGAGAGCUUGGUCUAUCCUUACAUGCCGAAGCGCCCGCUUCUCAAGGGAGCUUUGUUCUUCGGUGUCGACGAGGAGUUCAUGUACUAUAGACUCCGACCUCUCUUUCGUGCGCUUAUCAUCUUCGUCGACAAUCCACUCUCAGAACCUCAGGACCUACUUGUGAAGCUGAUUCGAACUGGACUCGAGGAUAACUUGAGUGCUCCGAUCGACUUCGACAGUAUCAAGCCCGAAAUCAAGUCUCAGAAUGAUGACGGUACAGUGGUUACGGUUCCCAUCCAGACUGCUAUCAGAUUCGUCACGGAACUGGAUGAACGAGAAAAGAAAGCGUUCCCUGACAAGGAAUACGAGGAGGGUCUGAUAUCUCGAUCUCAUGAAGGACUUGAAUAUUUGAGAAAUGGGUUUCACAUGGAAGAGACAUACACUGGCAAGGACCCGGAAGGACCCCACACGACAUGGGUCGAUCACUCGAGACUGGAAGCAGUGGUCGUGCCGCGUAGUUGGGUUUGA